Orbicella faveolata is the source of this 4567-nucleotide messenger RNA. Its product is annotated as KAT8 regulatory NSL complex subunit 1-like. Gene Ontology annotation, cellular component: NSL complex. The record is from RefSeq and is a predicted model, not a curated record. NCBI's taxonomy places the organism in Eukaryota, Metazoa, Cnidaria, Anthozoa, Scleractinia, Merulinidae. Gene Ontology annotation, molecular function: histone acetyltransferase binding.
CAUAAUCUUUGAUUGCUGGAAAGGAAAUAUUUAGCACUGUGCUCGCACAUAUCUAUUUCGCGUAAUUUUUGACGAAACGGAAGAGAUGACCGAGUUUGAAAAAUUUAGAUGUUGGGAUCUGAAGAAUAUGAAAGAAUUUCGUGUUGUUAUUCCCAGGGCAGCAAGCGAUUGGACUGGGUACAAGACAAUGCGCCUUUGGCGAAACUCGGAUCUCCCCUUCUCGCAGAUUUCAUGACGAUGAAGAAUUUCGCGCCGUGCGCGAUAUCGCUCGCGAAGGAGGUGUGUUCGAAACACGCACAGGAAAUCCUAUUCUUCACUUUUCUCUGAUGAGACAAUCAAUUCUCCUUGGUUGGCUUUGUCUGAUGAUGGCGCUCAUUGUUUUAUCGACCAAUCACACAAUUCAUCGUAUAGGGUGGUCUUAGCAUUGAUGCAAUCGCCUAGAGCAUGUGAUAUUUGCACGAGGGUUUUGCUGAUACAAGAAGCUCGGAGUGGAUUCUUACGCCGCCAUUUUGAUUAGCGGGAAAGGAAUUUCAACUCGCUUCUAGGGUGGUCUGUUUGGAGGUGAAACGGACUGCAAUAUCAUCCUGAAGGUUUCAAAUACUCCCAUCCUGACUCUUUGGUGUUCUGGUGUGGUUUCGACGAGAGUCAGCGCGGAAAAUAGAAGACGAAAAUUUGGUGUUUUUUGCAUAUAUCAAGUUUGGUGUGUUCUUUUGCGAGAUUAGAACACGCACCACCAAGACGUGGCGGUCACGUGCUCGUCGCGCUAAAAAAACGUUUUCUCUACUCCCCUUGAAUGGACUUUAGAAACUUUAAAUUUUGAGGUGAACUUAGUCUUGUGCUUAAUAUUUUGGCCAUAAUUCCCUGUUGUAAGCAGCCGCGAAAAUGCUUUCAACGGGGCCUCGUUGCCAUCGGCAGUCAUUGUGAAGUGAAGUAUGGUAGAUGGCUCAAAUGGCUCCCGCACUGACCGAGGCGACCGCGUCUCCAGAGUCCUCGAGGAAGAAUUCUGUGGAUCGUCACUAUUCAUCAACGGUACAAGGGGAACUUAAGCAAGAGAAUACUGGUCGAGCACUGGACUUAAAGCUGGUUUCUCCGAACGGACUUGUACGAUUGAUAAGUGACAAUAACAUUGCAGACAUUACAAAUACUAUCAAGCCUUCGGAGCAGAACACACCCAUAGUUUCAAGACUCACCGGAGAUUUGAGAGGGAAAAGUGAGAUGCCAAACGGACAUUGUGAUGAAAAACUGCAAGAGAGUGCCGCAGAUAUGUCAAGUAAUUCCGCUGCUACAGAGGAAAAGCGAAAUUCGUGCCUUGAUCUUCCGCGAAAGACAUGUGCUUCAACGGCGAAGACUUCGGCUGGUACAUGCAAUACUGUUUGUGAAAAUGAAGAGAAGAGUCGAGUUUCGGAGCAUCCGGUAGCUAACUUAGAAUUUGGGAAGGCCUUAAUUCCUCAAAGGACUACACAGGCUUUUCGACGGCAAGGAAAACUGGAUGGCCGAGCGAGACGAAUCGAAACGCGCCUUCGCAAACUUCAAGCGCGGCAACUGAGUGACCAUGUGCUUCAACAAUUGGAAAAUUUGGCGGAAAAGCGUGGUGAAUCUCGCGAUUCCUCCUCCGCUAAUUUCGAACCAGUUGGAAAUUCAGGGGUCGGGAUUAUUCCCGAAACUAAAAGCGCGUCGAAUAUUUCAACGGGAAUAAAAGCAGAUCGAGUUGACAUCAAAGCUGUGCCUGGAAAUCUUGCAAGCCGGGCGAAAAACAACAACGCAACGAGUGUCGACAGCGUAUUGAAAGAACUGGAGCGUAUUUCAGCUGAAUCUUACAACUCCGAAGGGAGCAUCUUGACUGAUUUAAAACAAAAUUUCGAUGCUGUAAAUUCAGUGGAAAGCUGGAGUUCGCAAGUUGAAUUUCUGGAGAGCAUUGAUGAUUCAGAUGCCACCGAAGCGAGUUCCGGAGAAGAAAGCGACGAAGAAGGUGAAUCGAAAAAAACGAAACUACGGAGCAAACGGGCGAAGAUUUUCAGGAGGCAGUAUCGCCUGGAAGAAGGCAUAAUAGCUUCCCAUUGGUCGUGGCUCCAGUCUCAGAUCAUAAACGUUGAAAGACAGAUCAGGCGAUACGAUGAUCUUUACAAAGGAGGAAGGUUGAGGAAAGGAACAGUAAAACUUCAAGCUUGUUCCUCAAAUGCUAACUUAGCACGAGGCAGCAAUGACAUUGAUGGUAAUGGAAUUAUAAAGGGCAUUAAGAACAAUGCUGUGUCAGUGUCUGCUUUAGACAUUGCCAAGUCUAAACACUAUGUUGAUCACAGUAAGAAGGAUUCAUCAAAGGAGUCUGAUAACCAUGUACCAAAUGGAGUCAAGCGUAACCUCCUUGAUAGUUCCUUGUUGAAUGAUGAGGAUGUUCCACUCAAGCGGUAUCGAACAGUCCUUCCAAAUGAUUCUACAGACAGCAAGCUCUGUGGCUCUUUGCCAUCCACUUCAAACGAUGUGUUUCCUCAAUGUGCAAGAACUAGAGGAGUUUAUACAGUCAGGAAGCGGCGUUUAGUACACUUAUCGCACAUUCGACAUAAGCCCAAACCUCAUUCAUUGUACUGUGGCUGUGUAACUCCUUCCACACCUUGUUUGAUUUGUUCUAAUUCGUCAAGGACAUUACCGGUGGUUAGUUCCAGUCAGACGACAGCAGAGAAGGUGGCGUCCCUGGAUGGUUCAUUCCAUCCUGUGCUUUCUUUUUGUACAGACAUUCCUCUCCAGUUGCAUUUUGGUGCAUUGUUGAAAAGGGGUGGCUUUGAGAAGAGGACCAAACCACAAGCAUUGAGAACUACAUCACAGAUAGUAGAGAAGAAGUUUAUUUUAGAACUCCACAAUCAGAAGUAUGAGAGAAAGCGAGGUUAUUCUGUCUCUACUCCAAAAAAUGCAUCUAGAGGAACAGAAAACAAGAUAAGUCAAUCAGAUGGGCCAAGGAAGAAACGAGCGGCAGCAAUAAGUGCUGCUGCCCAGCUUCAGAAGCGUGCACGCAGUUUGUCGCUUCCAACUGUGGUGUCAUCACCUUCCACUCCAACAUCUGCUCCCAGUCCUACCCCAGGUUUUACGCAGUCUAUGCCACCAUCCACCCUUAAUUCCUUGUUGAAGAAGAAGAAAGGGAACAAUGCAUUUGACAUCAACAACAUUGUGAUUCCAUACUCAAUGGCCUCUGCCACAAGAGUUGAAAAACUGCAGUACAAGGAGAUCCCAACUCCAAGCUGGCGAGUGAAUGAUGUAGCUGAUGAUGAUGAAACUAAGAUGGAGGAGGACCAGACUGAAAAGGACAGUGAGGAGGACACGUCAGACGAGGUGUACAUCUCAAGACACGGAUUCUGUGAGGAGCAUGAACGCAAACGAUUCCUGGGACUGGUAAAAAAGAAGAGAAAGCGAACCUCGCGACAAAGCAGUGAAAUGAGCCUUCCAGAUCCACCAUCUCCACUGGGUUAUACGGACAGUCAAGGAGGCACCCCGCCUGGGACUCCUACGUGUAAUACACCUUUGCCGACACCAACUGGGAACUCGGUACCAGCUACAAUCUCUGUUCCUUCUGCUUUUCCUCCCCCUCCUUCAGCUUCUUUGUCCCCGUCUGGGACUCUCACACCCACCUCAGCAAUGCCGCCAUCCAUGGAGAGAUUUCAUCGCUCAUUUUCAGACUCUAAACUUUUGCAUCGAAGGUCGUCUUCAACUGACAGGUCAGAAAAAUCAGUGAAUGAUGAGGAACUCUGGCCACCGGUACCUCCAUGGCCAGAGAGGACAUUUCCAUUAUCAGAAUCGGAUGUCUCUUCACUCAAACUUCCUACUCCUCUGCCCACACCAGCUUCUUCUGUACCCGCUUCCCCUUCAGCGUCGUCGCCUGGUAGCCCUAUGUGUUCACCUUUAGCAAGUCCGGCCUCUGAUGCAAGCAGCGAAAAGAAUGAAUGGACAGUCAAACUUGUUACGGACCAGGGACCAGGCUCAGGUGGCGACUCAGGAGGAGCGCCAAGAAAAGGAAUUGUGUUAAAACUAGCAAAAAGAUAAUAGGGAAAAAUAUGUAAAGGGUAUUAACACAUCGGUUGUCCAGGCAAACAGCUGCCUUCAUAUAUCAAGAAAGGGCUUUGAUAACACUUGUAUAUGAUAUAUCUGGGUUAGUUAUGGCGUUUUUACAUGUGAGAAAAAAGUAGAAGCGUGCUUUUCGUUGUAGUGUUAUUAGUAGGGUCAUUUUGUGUUGCCCUUUCUUGAUUGAGGACUAGUUUGUUGUCUGUGACUCCUGUUAGGAGUAUGUUAGAAGUUCAUGGCUUGAUUUGAGAUACCACCCAAAGUAUUAAUGAUUGAAACAACCGAAAAAAAAAGAACGAAAUUUGUCCGAGUAUAAUGCAUGUACUUUAUACGUAAGCAUUCUUUCGUUGAGAGAGAAUUUUUCUCACUAGUCAUGUUUGUAUAUAGCCCGCAUAUUUCCGCUCGAGUAACACUUGUAUUUUAUGAGUUUUAAACAUCGUGUACAUUGACAUAAACAUAGAUUUGUAGAGGUUUGGUUACGACAAAAAUGGCAACUUUGUGAAUAAACUGAUUUAUAUUA